AUGAAUAUCUGUAUAGAGCAAGGGAAAUAUAUCGAAUCAUUAAAAGAAGAUUUUGACCGAGUAUAUUCCCUGGAGUCUGCUCUUCUCGAUUAUCACAGGCAACUUCCAAAUUAUAUUGGCAAUUUUUGUCUUAUCUUGAAGAAAUUCGGGUUAGAAGGACCAAUAAUAAUGCGCUCAAACUUUGAAAAGUACAGAAAGUCUUUAAUUGCUAAAAUCAUGUUGGCUCCCGGAUAUCCUGGAAAUCUUGAGAAACAGAUUCAAUAUUUGAAUACAAUGAUAAGCGAAACAUGCUGUCAAUUACUUGGUCUUGUUCAAAUUGUCGAGGAAUCAUUUUUGCCUAAUUUUCGAGGCCAAUUAAUUUCAUCUACGACAAAUGUGAAUAAUAUCUCGAAUAACGUAAAUGAAACUUACAAAAACUGGAAGAAUAUAUAUUCUGAGAUCGAAGAAAACGAAAAUAAUCUUAACAUUCAGAUCAAAAAGCUAAAGUCAAAGAAAAAUCUCAUUAAGAAACAUACUUAUGCAGUGAGAAUUUCCAAUUUAAUCAAGAAACAAAAAUAUCUAUCUAAAAAGAUCAAUAUUGCAUAUCUAAAGUUCAAUAAAACAAUUCAAGGCUCUUAUGAAUUGAUGAAAGCAUCAAACAGUGCUCGAACCAAUACAGUUAUUGAUUUUAUAGACCUUAUAUCCGAUUACUGUAUCAAUUCAAGCCAAGUUUACAAUGAUCGCUACAAAGAGAUCCAUAAACUCAAUACAUCGAAACAAUCUGAGGAUGCUUCUGUCAGUGAUCUUAUAAAUUACGCAAUUUCUCAUAAAAUAAUGAGAACAUCCGUUGGAAGUGAAUCAUAUGAACAAUAUACGUUCAAAUCCAAAGAAAUUGGAGCUUAUGUUGUUCCACCAUACAUCCCAGGACAAUUUUAUGAGCCUCCAAUAUUCACUGCUGAAGCAAUUUUGGAUUUUGACGGAGUAAAUGAAAAUGAAAUUUCUUGCAGGGUCGGACAGACGAUUUACAUAUAUGAACCGCCCAAUGAUAUGUGGACUCUUGCUUCUACUAACAAGGAAUUCCCUCAAGGAUACAUUCCUUCGCGUUGUAUUAAAAUUAAUAUACAAAGAACAGCGCUAUCUUUGAAAUGCUCCUCCUAUAAUGGAGAGUGGCUAGGAGUAUUCCCGGGAGAGUUUUUAGUUAUUGAAUCUGAAGACAAUAACUGUUAUAUUUGUCAAAAUACUUCCGGUAGAGUCGGUAAAAUAGAGAAAUCUCUUGUUAUUGUGGAAUAA
Trichomonas vaginalis G3 is the source of this 1269-nucleotide messenger RNA. Its product is annotated as SH3-domain family. Gene Ontology annotation, molecular function: protein binding. The transcript has a single exon. The record is from RefSeq and is a predicted model, not a curated record. NCBI's taxonomy places the organism in Eukaryota, Parabasalia, Trichomonadida, Trichomonadidae. The coding region runs from base 1 to 1269 and encodes 422 amino acids.